AUGCUUGUUACUUAUGCUCGCUGCGGCGACAUCGGGCAAGCGCGGCAGGCGUUUGACGAGAUGCCUCUGCGCGACCAAGUGUCCUGGAAUGCCAUGCUCGUGGCCUAUGCCGACACUGGGAACCUGUGUCAAGCCAAGCAGCUCUUUGACGAGAUGCAGGAGCCCAACCUCGUCGCUUGGAAUGCAAUGAUCACUGCAUAUGCGGAAAAUGGGGACGUUACCAGUGCUCAGCUCCUGUUUGACACCAUGCCGCUGAGGGCAUUGCCGUCUUGGAAUGCUCUAGUGACUGCAUAUGCGGGAAACGGGCACGUUGGCAACGCCGUCGCCAUCUUUAACCAGAUGCCCGAGAGAGACUUGAUAUCCUGGACCGCGGUGCUGUCUGGCUUUUCUAAAGCAGGUCAGCCGGAGAUGGUUGAACACAUGUUUGAACAGAUGCCGCAGCACAAUCUCGUGUCCUGGAACGUCAUGCUUUCGGCAUUUGCCCAUGUCCGGGAUUUGGAAAGCUCUAAAGUGGUGUAUGAUAGGAUGCCACAGCACGACAUGGUAUCGCAUAACGUUGCUCUGUUCGUGUACGCACACACCGGUUGCCUGCAGCAGGCCAGAGACAUUUUCUACUCGAUGCCGCAGCACAACCUUGUGACGACCAACUCCAUGCUCUCUGCUUGUGCCCACAACGGGCAAUCGAAUGAAGCGGAGGCUCUCUUCCACAGCAUGCCACGGCGGGACGUCGUGUCAUGGAAUGCCAUGCUUGCUAUGUACUCCCACAAGCAGGAAUUCAGCAGCGUGGAGCGCCUCUACACCAGAAUGCCUUGCCACGACUUAGUCUCGUGGAACACAAUGCUGGGGGCACAAGCGGAGCAGGGCAAGCUGCACCAAGUGAAGCUGCUGCUCGAAGAGAUGCCUCAGCAGAACCUCGUGUCUUGGAACACCUUGCUGUUUGCAUACACUCAAACUAUGUCCGCGUACUCGACUAGCACAGGGGAAUUGCUGGUGCUGCUGGAGCAGACCAAGCACAUCUAUGAUACCAUGCCUCAGCGCGAUAUCAUAUCGGCAAACUGCAUGCUGUCUGCAUAUGCGCAGGGCGGCCAUGACCAAGACGCCAAGCGCCUGUUUGAUGCCAUGCCCGAUCGGGACCUCGUCUCUUGGAAUGCUCUCCUGUCCACGUAUGGACGAUGCGGGCAGCUCCAGGAAGCCCAGAUGUGCUUCAGGCGUAUGCCAUGGCGAAGUGUCCUUUCCUGGACGGUCUUGCUGGUUGCAUAUGCUCUCAAUGGUAACAUGGAUGUGGCCAAGGAGCUGUUUGAUACAAUGCCAGAUACGGACGUGAUCUCGUCGAGUGCCAUGCUAGCUGCAUACGUCCGAAACGGACAUUCGAACUCCGCGUUUGGUUUGUUCAAUGAGUUGAAGACGAGAACGCCUCCGGACGAGGCAUGCUUUGUCUCGGCUCUCGUUGCUUGCGGCCAGUUAGGCGAGGUGUACAUGGGCAGGAGCUGCUUCAUCUCCAUGAGCAUGGACUUCGGCCUUUGCGCCACCAAGCAGCACUACUGCUGCAUGGUGGACCUCUUGGGGCGGGCGGGGCAUUUGAUUCAAGCGGAAGAGCUCAUGCACAACAUGCCGUUUGUUCCUGACUCGUCCGAGUGCAGGUCAUUGCUGGGGGCUAGCAGGAGCAGCCAUGAGACAUUCGCAUUUAGGCAUGGCUCGACUGCUCGCGUUGCUAAACGUGCCCUUGAGGACAGCCCCGAGAAUGCGGCUUCGUAUGCAUUGCUGGCCAGCACAGUGCUAGCGUGA
Selaginella moellendorffii is the source of this 1785-nucleotide messenger RNA. RefSeq names its product pentatricopeptide repeat-containing protein At4g02750-like. Gene Ontology annotation, molecular function: RNA binding; protein binding. Bases 1 to 1785 code for a protein of 594 amino acids. Gene Ontology annotation, biological process: RNA modification. The record is from RefSeq and is a predicted model, not a curated record. The transcript has a single exon. Lineage: Eukaryota; Viridiplantae; Streptophyta; Lycopodiopsida; Selaginellales; Selaginellaceae.